Molecule: messenger RNA, 2579 nt
Organism: Fundulus heteroclitus (mummichog)
Lineage: Eukaryota; Metazoa; Chordata; Actinopteri; Cyprinodontiformes; Fundulidae
Gene: arl15a
Product: ADP-ribosylation factor-like 15a
Exons: 5
Coding region: 353-973 (206 amino acids)
Molecular function (GO): GTP binding; GTPase activity
Source: RefSeq, a predicted model, not a curated record
AAAGAGAGCUCCUGUCUGUCUUAAGCUCGCGUCUGUCUGUUGAUCCCUGUGGUAAUAGUUUUUUUUUUUAUCUUUCUAUGAAUGAGCACAGUGGGUAAACAUAUGACCCUCCUCAUCUAGCGCUCUUACAAAACAAGGCGAUGUGAGUGUUUGGGACGUAGACGAAGAGCUGGUGGGGGGGGGGGAGGCUAUUGACAGCUGACUGCUGGACGGCGAAGAGCUUCGACUCCUGCUGUUGAUCUGACUCCGCGGUGCUCAGCUGCUCCUCUCAUCCUCCGUCGGUCCGUCCGUCCGUCCACUUGUUCCCCGGGGGCUUGCUGGUUGCCGGGGGUUACGCUGGUUGCCGAGCGCCAUGUCGGAGCACAUGCAGCUCUCCCUCGCCUUGUGCCGGAUCGGGCUUUACACGUGUUUUCGGGCACUGUGCUGUAAAGGACCCCCACCGCCAAGACCCGAGUAUGACGUGGUGUGCAUCGGCCUGACGGGGGCUGGGAAGACCAGCUUGCUGUCGCGGCUCUGCAGCGAGGGCAGCGACGGCAUCAUUCCUACGACAGGUUUCAGCAUCAAGGCAGUGCCAUUUCCAAAUGCCAUCUUAAAUGUAAAAGAACUUGGAGGAGCUGACAACAUCAAGAAAUAUUGGAGUCGUUACUACCAGGGGUCACAGGGUGUAAUCUUCGUACUGGAUAGCGCAUCAUCAGACGAGGACCUUGAGGCGGCGCGGAACGAGCUCCACUCGGCUCUGCAGCACCCUCAGCUCUGCACGCUGCCCUUCCUCAUCCUUGCCAAUCACCAGGACAAGCCUGCAGCGAGAGCGCCGAAUCAGAUAAAGAAAUACUUUGAGCUGGAGCCGCUGGCGAGAGGAAAGCGUUGGAUCCUGGAGGGAAGCACCACCGACAACAUGGAGGCGGUGAAGGAGAGUUUCGGUCAGUUCAUCAGCCUCCUGGAGGACAAGGAAACGGAGCCUGCAAGGAUAUGAGGCUAACGCGCGCUAGCGGUUGCCCACCGCCACGUUACUGCUGGUGGCCACGUCCACACACCCGAGCGAGCGCAGACACAACAGCACACAGGAAAACGCAACAGAUGUCGGCCACUCUUUGUGAUGAAUAUUGUAUGUUGUCCUCCCUCCGCCGCGCUCUCAGUUUUCACAUCGGAACAGCGAGCCGGAGCAUCAGCCGAGCGCCGCAGACCGACAGAAGAGAGCCACCUUUAAAGCCACCCAGGCUCAGAGAAAAGUCCCCGCCGUCUGCCGACAAUGGAGACCUUGUUUACUACUGUUUGUGCCAUUGUGAUGUGAUCAAAGGCGCUUAGGACGUUUAGCAACUCUAGUUAGCAUUAAACACUAACACACACUCUUGUACUCAAACACACACACACGCACAGACAGACGUGAAACUGAGUGGAGCCCACAUAGAUAUGUUUAGCAUCUCCACCUUUUUGCUUUGCAGGAUGUUUGAGGGAGAGAGAGAGCACGGCCGAUGCAAAGUCUCCCCUUUGACUCUCCAAGCAGCGGAGUGCAUAGUCUUAACGCCCGUGAUCUGUGCGGUAGCUACCUGUAACCUGACUAGUGUAGUCUGAGGAUCUCAUGGAGUAUUAUGUACACGCAUACUAGCAUUUGGCUGUGUGAUCAUACACCAGUGCAAACUACUAACCGAGUGACUGAGAGCAUCGUUUAGUUAGGGGUGCGGGGGCUUUUAUAAAUGUGUGAUUUUAGGUUGUGUUUUAUAGCUUAUGUCUGUUUAACCUCGUAAAGCAGCGUUUGUGAUUCUUUUUAAAAAUGUCUCUGUUAUGUGAUUUUUUUUUUGUGUCAAAUCAAAGACCAAAAACUACAGAAAAGAAAGAAGAUGUGUGACUUUGGUGGUUGAGGGGGGGGGGCGUUGUAUUAUUGACCAAUGUCUGGCUUGUUUUUUCUUUUAUUUCUACUGUAAUUUCUUUCCUUUCCUUUUUCCAUUUGGCAUAAGCUCUCAACGCCGCAGUUUCCCAUCAGGCCGGAGUACAAACUAUCAAUCAGCCGCAGCAACAGCUGCAUCUGACAAGUCCCUGUCCGACACCCUAAUGCCUUCCAACUGUCUGGAGACCUACACCCCCCCUCCUCCAUCCCCCCCCAUCCCCCUGUCUGCUGUUUAUUGCGCAUACACCCCCCACCUCGUCCCGGAGCGGCUCUGCCCCUCCAGUCCAACUGCGCUCGACAUUCCCGCCGCUGCUCGAUGAGCUUUUUUUUUUUUUUUUUUUUAAUCUCGGAUGUCGUCUCAUGUGGACUCCGUGCCGUUUAGGAUGAGUCGCCUUCAUUGUGCCACAGGUGUCGGGUUAUAUCUCCAAGACUAAAAAUAAUCGGCAGGCCGUCUAGUCAGUGGUUUUUUUUUUUAGGUUUUUAGAGUUUUGAUCACUUGUUUUGUACCUGGUAGGAGAAAUGAGCGAACUUGUUUGCUUGGAUGCAACAAAUGGAUCUCUACGCCCGGGGGGGGAUUAAACCAGAGUUGGACUUUUCAUGUCGUCUUCUCACCAACAACUAAAAUCACAAAUAUGUUCAUUCAGCUGUGCAGUGUGUCCGACGUUGAAAUUAAACUUUUCAAAUCCAAACCAAA